Cloeon dipterum is the source of this 1453-nucleotide messenger RNA. Its product is annotated as lysophospholipase-like protein 1. Gene Ontology annotation, cellular component: cytoplasm. Gene Ontology annotation, biological process: protein depalmitoylation. Gene Ontology annotation, molecular function: carboxylic ester hydrolase activity; palmitoyl-(protein) hydrolase activity. Bases 108 to 857 code for a protein of 249 amino acids. The record is from RefSeq and is a predicted model, not a curated record. The transcript is spliced from 5 exons. Lineage: Eukaryota; Metazoa; Arthropoda; Insecta; Ephemeroptera; Baetidae.
ACAGCAGCAGCUGUCGAGUGCCAUGCUUGGCCUUGCACUUGGCACGCAGCCGUGCCUCUAACCUCGAACAAGUUAAGGUUUUAUUCUGGCAACUACACAUACGUUUUAUGGAAUUUGCGAAGCUGUUUUAUCAAAGGAUGGCACAGUCCGUGGGACAGAGGGUCAUUCAGACCCUUCAGACCACCGUCAUCGGGCAGACGGGUGUCUCGCCAACUGGAGCUGUUAUCUUCUUGCACGGCUCAGGUGAUAACGGACACGGUGUGCAAGACUGGGUGCAAGGGUUAAUGAAUCAACAAUUUAUGUUCAGUCAUCUAAAAGUGAUAUUCCCGUCGGCCCCGUUCAUGCCAUACACCUUGUAUGGCGGAGAACCAAGUACUGUUUGGUUUGACCGACUCGAUCUGUCCCCCAUGGCCCCUGAGCAUUUGGAAAGUAUCAACUCCAUGGCUGAAAAUUUAAAAGCUCUAGUGUUAAAAGAGGUUGAUUCUGGAAUUCCGCUCGAAAGGAUAGCAGUAGGUGGCUUUUCUAUGGGAGGUGCGAUGAGCCUUCACCUGGCCUACAGGUACCUGCCCCAGGUUGCUGGCGUUUUUGGUCUCUCCUGCUUUUUGAAUGAAAACUCUGAGGUUUACAAGGCGCUUGGGGUGGGCCAGUUGCAAAAUCAGACUGCUCCACCUCUGUUCCAGACGCACGGUGACAACGACACCCUGGUGCCAUCCUCCUGGGGCAAUGCCACGCACUUAAAACUCUCUAAACUCGGUGUGAAUGCAUCUUUUCGUUCUUUCCCACGCACAGAGCACGAACUACGUAAACCGGCUCUCAAAGCCCUUUACUCAUGGCUGUUGGAUCGAAUUCCUGUGUAAAUAGCACUGGCUGCAACAUCGGUAUAUCAAUAUCAAAGUGCCUUGUAAGAUUGCUAAAAGUUUGAUUUGACAAAGACAAUUCUAAAUUUUUAAAAAUGGUUUACAAUCAUGGUGUUUGAUACUAAUGUGUUUUGGAAAGUGGCCUCCUGGUGAAGUCACUAAAAAUAUUGGUACCCAGGGUAGCAUUAUUUAAAUGAAAUAAUCAUUCAAAUACAUUAAGUAGGUUUAAACACUAAGGUUUAGUGGUGCUACGAUGCUAAAGCAUUUUGCGAAGACUAGACGGCUACAAACAGAAAUUUCCAAGCUCCUAGGAAAUGAUUCAACAUACUUAUUAAUAAAUGGUGUUUGCAUAGAAAUGCAAAAUUGGCUUUUACCAUUUAGCUUUCAUUAAAGAUAAUCACAGCACAAAUGCCAUGCAAGUUCAAUGGAUUAUCGCCAGCUCAAUCUCAAUCGAUGUUUUAAGAAAAUCGUGUUCAAUUGUUUGUUUGAGCCAUAUAAGCUUCCUUUAGGUUAGUUAGGAUUUGGCCAGUUCAUGGGCAUCAAAUUGUUAACUUGUGUUCAAACAUAAUUAAAAAAAGCAAUGAAAAAAACGAAAA